AUGCGUGGCCAGCAUCGAUCGUCCCCGCUGCCGCUCCUAGGCUUGCUAGGAGUCGCAAAAGCCGCACAAGUCGUCUACGUUACCGACCUGGCGAUAUACAACUCCUUGGCACCAUGCGCCCAAACCGCCAUCGCCUAUAACGUCCAAGGUCAAACCCGCGAUGCCUGUCCCGCCGCAGUCGGGGAACUCCAAGGCUGCGUCUGCACCAAGAACAACAACUUCGCCGCCAUCAAGUCCGAUGUCUCCAAGUCCGUCAACUACUAUUGCGGGUCGACGGCCACCGAGGACCAAGCGUCGGCGGCAACAGUACUCAGCGCGUAUUGCAGCCAGGACAAGCUGCCGGAGUUUCCGCAGCCAUCAGUUCCGGUGACGCAGUACAUUACUGAUGUUCCCGAGGUGGCCGCGUUAGCGCCUUGUGCGUUUAGUGCGCUUGGAUAUGCCGUCAGGGAAAUGGGACGCGAACGAUGCCCCUCGGACUUGGCAGCCUAUGCCACCUGCGCUUGCCAAAAGAACCAGAACUCUCUGCUGGCGAGCCAGCUCAUUAACUCGUCAGUCAAGUACUACUGCGAAGGCCACACAGCCGAUGUCUCGUCAGCCCAGGGAAUGUGGUCGGCGUGGUGUAAGCUGAAUGAGGGAACUUCAGCAUUUCCUAAGCCGAGUAACCCUCCCGGUGAUAUGACGUACUAUAUCAAGGACCUGCCGCAGUAUAGCUCACUGGCCAAUUGUGCGGCUUCGGCGGUAUCCUAUGCUGUUCAAGGGCAAGCCCGUGAGCUCUGCCCUGACGGGCCUCAGGCACUUGCAUCAUGUGUCUGUCUCAAAGACCAAAUGCUUGGUCUGGUGACAAGUUCCAUAACCGCGAGCGUCAAAUACAGUUGUGGUGUAACAGCAACUGACGAUAUCUCAUCUGCAAUGGCUGUCCUGGACUUGUACUGCAAUGCUGCUAACAACAAGCUCGUCGCAAAUGGGGUUACCGCAUCGGAAUCCCAAGCAGACCCGACUCCAACAGCCCAGAGUGGCAGCAGAGCCAACGGUGGUGCCCAGGCUACGGCCAGCAGCGGAAGUGGCUCAAGGUCUGGCUCCGGCUCCGGUAGCAAUUCCGGUGAUGACAGUACGGGAGGGGCCAAUGACGGCGGCAGCGGGAGCGGCAACGCAGGCACAAAAACCUCUAAUACGGGGGUUAUUGCUGGCGCCGUCAUUGGCGUUCUCGUUGGACUGGGCAUCAUUGCCGCUCUUCUGUUCUUCUUCAUCCGCAGGUCAAAGCAGCGUAAAAACAUGGAGCAGACCAAUUCCUCGAAUGCCAUCCAUGAUGCCCUUGCCGGGGAAGGCAAGCCCGAACUUGCUGGCAAUCCUAUUGUUGGCGGCGCUGCUACUGCUGCUGCCGCCGCCGCCACCGUCCCGCCCUCGCCGCCCAGUCGUUCCGCAAGCAUGCUCAAGGACGGAACCAGAGUCAAUAGCGUGUCCCCAGUGUCGGCUGGUGCGGGCGGAUUUCCCCCUCCCCAGUUGACGGCCGAACUCCAAGGUCAAGGACCGCCGCAUCCGCUCAAUAGCACCGAGCUUCACGGCCAGACGCCUGCGUACCCUCCAAUGCCGAACACUGCCGAAUUGCACGCACCGUAUGGUGUAUCACAGAACGCCUCGCAACAGUCGGGCCAAGGUCCUUGGUCAGUUUCUCCGAUGUUGAGCAAUGCCUCGGAGCUCCAGGGAAGUGGGGGGAUUUAUCCAGGCCCGAAUCGGCAGGAGUUGCAAGGCCAGGCGCAGUUCACGUCGAACAGGCACGAGAUGAUGGGACCACAGCGGCCGGCCGAACUACAGCCGACGGCGUGGCAGUCAGGUCCGGUGCUGGGAUAUCAUGAGAUGGAUGGGCAUGGAAGAGGAAGUGGUGGGCAGCCUUGA
Neurospora crassa OR74A is the source of this 1893-nucleotide messenger RNA. RefSeq lists its product as hypothetical. The transcript is spliced from 6 exons. The coding region runs from base 1 to 1893 and encodes 630 amino acids. Lineage: Eukaryota; Fungi; Ascomycota; Sordariomycetes; Sordariales; Sordariaceae. The record is from RefSeq and is a predicted model, not a curated record.